Alosa alosa (allis shad) is the source of this 5577-nucleotide messenger RNA. RefSeq names its product zinc finger protein ZFAT-like. Gene Ontology annotation, cellular component: chromosome; nucleus. The record is from RefSeq and is a predicted model, not a curated record. Lineage: Eukaryota; Metazoa; Chordata; Actinopteri; Clupeiformes; Clupeidae. Gene Ontology annotation, biological process: regulation of transcription by RNA polymerase II. The transcript is spliced from 16 exons. Bases 1671 to 5105 code for a protein of 1144 amino acids. Gene Ontology annotation, molecular function: RNA polymerase II cis-regulatory region sequence-specific DNA binding; chromatin insulator sequence binding; DNA-binding transcription factor activity, RNA polymerase II-specific.
GCAUCUUGUUGUAUAUUCAGGGUAUUUAAAGUGAUCGUUCACUGUAAGGUGUAGUCAUUACUGAACGCGAUUCAGCAUUAUUGACUCAAUGAUGACAGCACCCCAAGAUGUAAUGCACCCAGAUAACCUUGUGCUUGGUGUCCUUCUGAGGGCUGGUCGUCUGUUGCUGUAAACAUCCCCGACUGGAAGCUGUGCCAAAACAUCUGAGCUUUCAGUUGGAUGUUUGCUGCCACAGGCCGCCUUGUACGUCUUUGUCCCAAGAAUGUAAAUGUGCGUGCUUUUUGUGUUUGAGCAUGUUUUCUCGUUUCAUGGAGAAUGUGGAUUGUGCUCGGUGUAUUAUUAGACACAAGCAUGAUUUCACCUUUUGUCUUUUUUUUUUUAUUAAUGUGUUACUACUCUCACGUCUAAUGUUGUUGUGGUACUGAUCUGUAUGUGUGUGCUUUUCUGUUUGUAUUGCAACCUUCCAAGUGUAGUUACUGUAAACAUCCUACACUCAGCUGUCAUCACACAGGGCUGGGAGGAGGGUGUUUACUUUGACUGGUUGGAGAGUCCCAGCCGAAGGAGUCUGUCAGUCAUUAUGUGACUGAAGUGUCAAAGAGCAUCGCUUAAAGUUGUGUGCAUCUUUUGUGAUUAUUGCCAUCUUCUCGAUGUAAUAGCCUUGCUUGUUAAGGAAAAUAAACAGUUGUAUUUAAAACUCAUUGGCCCCUUAUGUCUUUCAGAAAUCUUAAUGAAAUUCAAAAGUACAGUAUGACAUUGAAAACUAAGCGUGUUCUAUGUGUAAAAAAACAUUGUUGUACCACAUUAGGUUGGUCUUUUCCCAGCCGUGAUGAAAGGACUCCAAGCAAGGGUGUCCGAGAAAUCACUAUAACAAUUAUGUCAGUUGGUUUAAAAUGUUCUUUUAUAACGCAUAUAUUCUUUCUCGUGCAAUAUUUAAAGUUUUAGAUAAUUGGGUUUAUAUUGAUGAUGACAGUAAACCAUGAAGCUACAAGUCAUUUCCUCCAGGGACAGUUUCACCUUGUGGAUGUGUAGUAAUUAUACCUCCAAACGGAAGAUGGCGCACCCCACAAGCUACUACGACAACAUUCGCAUCCGCCAUAGCGAAGUAGAGUUCAUCCGCCAUGUAUAAGAUCGCAGAUUCGACAGAAAACAUGGGCAAAAUAAUUCAAAUUAAGCCAUAUAUUGUUUUUAAGACUUAAAAACAAAACUGACUCAUCAAUAUUUAACGUUUGGAUUUUUGAAUGUGUUUGGAAAUAAUGAGUAUCUCUAGUCAAGGUAAGAAGAAUUUUAACAUUAUUUACAACGUAACAAACAAGCUAGCUGACCGGUUACUAUGUUGAAAGGUAAAAGUAGCUGUGGGAAGAGGUAAUUGAAGUUAGAUGAGGCAUGAUUAAAUAUUCAAGUAAUUUUGGACAAAUUUGUGAAAUUGUAGCGUGUACAAUACACUCAAAUCUAAUGUCCAGGUAGUCUAAAUGAAUGCAUGGAUUGGGAAGGUGCAGUCAGAAGGUGAAAUGUGUUUCACGAAACUGGUCUUAAGUUUCCCAGAGCAAGCAAAUGAUUCUCGAAAAUAUUCUGUAUUUUCGAUGUGAUGUUUCGCUACAGUCAAGUAAAGGGCAGGCUUUUAUAAGCCUCUAUCACGAUAGGUAUGGCGAUAUGGUGGCACAUCAAUAUUCAUGUGCAAAGUCUGCAACUUGUUUUCGCCAAGUAGGACAGACCUCCUCUUCCAUGUAUCUGAAGUCCAUAACUCUGAGGGAAUUAAUCCAGAUGAUAUCAUUAUACCCCUCAAACCUUUAACCACACAAUCCACAGAAACAUCCACAGAAAUGGAAUGUUUUUUAGAUGGCCCCAUCAAGAGGAAAAGAGGAAGGCCCAAGGGCUCCACCAGAAAGGUCGGUACAAGUGAUGGGAUGUUGGAUUCAGCCAGCAGUGCCAAAAGCAGACCAAUGGGAAAGCAGGAGGCUUCAUUGGCAGAGGUUACAGUGCAAAUAAUGGAAGAUGAACCUGAGCUCAGCACAUCACUGGAAUGCAAGAAGUGCAAUCGCAAGUUCAGCAACAAACGCCAAAUCACUAAGCACAUUUGCUUUGUUACACUGAAAGAGGAAAAUGAAAAUGACGCUGCCAGCUCAGAUGUGGUUGCUGAUUCAGAAGCGUCUGCAGAGGACAGGAUGGAUGACGAAGAGGGCCAGUUCCGAACUCCAAAGCGGGCACGAACUCAGAACUCAGUCCCUGCAAAAGAGUCUGAGUCUGCAGCCGGACCAGUAAACCCCAUCGUCAGUGUGGUCCUGGCAGCUCAUGAGGCCAUUCCUGGUGCUACAAAGAUAGUGCCUAUUGAGGCCUCCCCUGCAGACAUCAUUCCAUCUGCAGAUAUAGACCCCAGUUCCCAAGAUCCAAGCCAAAAGAGAGGCUACCAAGAGUAUGCUAUACAGCAAGCUGCCUAUGAUGUACCACUGAAGUCAAACAGAGUGGGACAAACUCAGCUCAAGAUCUUCACGUGCGAGUACUGCAACAAGGUCUUCAAAUUCAGGCACUCUCUGCAGGCCCACCUUCGAAUCCACACCAAUGAAAAGCCAUUCAAGUGCCCGCAAUGUGACUAUGCAAGCGCCAUCAAGGCCAACCUCAGCGUCCACUUGCGCAAGCACACCGGCGAGAAGUUCAGCUGUGAGCACUGCUCCUUCAGCUGCCUGAGUAAGGGUCACCUGAAGGUCCAUGUCGAAAGGGUGCACCAGAAGAUCAAGCGGCAUUGCCGCUUCUGCAAAAAGAAGUACUCCGACAUAAAAAAUCUCCUGAAACACAUACGUGAGACUCACGAUAUGGCCGACAGGAAAGUGAAAGAAAUCUAUGAUGAGACUCGCCUUCAGACAAGAGAGGGCAAGAGGCAGCUCCUCUACGACUGUACCGUCUGUGAACGCAAAUUCAAAAACGAGCUGGACCGGGACCGCCACAUGAUGAUCCACGGCACCAAGAGGCCCUUCGGUUGUGAACUCUGUGACCACGGCUCCACCAAGCUCCAGGCUCUACAGGCCCACAUUCGCAAGCACCCGUUCAUCUACGUCUGUGCCAUCUGCCUACAGAAGUUCGUCAGCUCGUUGCGCCUCAAGGCACAUCUCCAGGAGGCGCACGCCGACAUGGAGGAGUCCUUGGGAUUCACCGACUCCAUCCACAACAGCUUCUGUCUCCUGAAGCCCGGCGAUGACAUCCAUCGAGAGGUGCUGAAGCAAGACGAGCUGCAGAUUACAGAGGAGCUGUCCCUUCUUAACGCACACGAUGAGGCUCUCAUUUCCCAUUUGGCCAAUGUAGAGGAACAGGGGGAACAGGCGCAGAGCUCUGAGGGGUUAACUACAGCAGAAGAGCUUCUGGUGCAGCAAACACAGGUCGCUCUCGUCUCCCCAGAUGGAAGUGUAAUAAACUCAGAUGGAGCCAUCAUAAACUCUUGUGUCGUCCAGGAAACCAAGGUGGUCACAGCGCAGUCUCAGGCUGAGACCUCUGCUCUCCAAGUGGUCUCUAAUCAGAGGGAGAAUGUGAAGUGGGGUCCAAAUGAGGAAAUGACAUCAUUCAGGCAAAUCAUAGAUCAAAUGCAAAAGAAACAAUUGACCAUGGAAUUAUUUGAGAGAAUCAGGAAGCUGUAUGGUGAUAUGGAGUGUGAAUACUGUGGUAGGCUGUAUUGGUACCAGGUACACUUUAACACGCAUGUGCGAACACACACACGAGAACAUCUACAUUACUGUACCCAGUGCAGUUACUCUUCCAUCACUAAGAAUUGCCUGAAGCGUCAUAUCAUUCAGAAACACAGCACUAUCCUACUGAAGUGCCCAGAGGAGGGAUGUCCAUAUGCCACACCUGACAAGUACAAGCUGCAGGCCCAUCAUAAAACUCAUGCAGACAAGGACAAAAGACUUGUGGCAUGUCCAGUUUGUGAAGAUACAAUUGUAGUGGAUAGAAUGAAGUUUCAUCUCAAAACCCGCCAUCCAGAUGCACCUCUGGACUCAAUAUUUGAGUCUUUGGGUAUUAGUGGGGAGACAAAAGGAAAGAUUGGAAAGAAGGCCUCCAGAUGUCCCUACUGUGACCGUUCCUUCAAGAGGAAUGGAGCCGACCUGCAACAGCACAUAUGGGCCCAUGAAGGUAUAAAACCCUUCAAAUGCUCAAUCUGUGACUAUGCCUCGCGGAGCAAAAGCAACCUCAAGGCGCACAUGAACCGGCACAACUCGGAGAAGACCCACCUUUGUGACCUGUGUGGGAAGAAGUUUAAGUCCAAGUGCAGUUUGAAGAGUCACAAGCUCAUGCACACGGCUGAUGGAAAACAGUUCAGAUGCACAGAAUGUGACUACACGGCAGCACAGAAACCUCAGCUACUACGGCACAUGGAGCAGCAUGCGUCUUUUAAGCCAUUUCAGUGUGCACAUUGCCAUUACUCAUGUAAUAUAUCUGGCUCGUUGAAGAGACACUACCACAAGAAGCAUCCCAAUGAGGAGUACUGUAAUGCAGGCUCCGGAACCACUACUGCAGACUCAGUGAUAGAACAAGGAGGCUCCAAAUGUCCCGUGUGCAACUAUGUGUACGGGACCAAGUGGGAGAUGAACAGGCACCUGAAGAACAAACACGGCCUCAAGGUGGUGGAGAGCGAUGGCCUGGGGCUGGGCCAGUGGGAGGUGGUAGAGUCAUUGGAGGAGCAGUCCACUCAGUUCCUUCACAUCACAGAGACUGAUGACUCUCAGGGAACUGAGGAAGCUGUGACAACCCUGCAGGACUUACAUUUUGCCACACAAAAUGGUGACGAACUGGACCCUGCAGCGGUGAACAUUCUGCAGCAGAUCAUUGGACUUGGGUCUGAGAACACAGAUGGCACCGUGGCUUCCGUUGUCGCCAUGGCACCAGGAACAGUCACUGUUGUGGAACAGGUGGCUGAGGAGGAGCAGCAAUCCGACCACACCAUGAUAAUCCAGGAUGCUCUGCAGCAAGGCUCUGUGGAGAUGGGGGAAGAGCACCACCUAGUGGUGUCCUCGGACGACAUGGAGGGCAUUAAGACCGUGACCGUAUACACUCAGGGAGAAGACACAUCUCAGUACAUUGUUUAUGUACAGACUGAUGAACAGAUGACAGAGGCUUUGUGAAGGACACUUUGUAAAUGAGGGAUAUGUUGUCAUCUGACUGCUAUUAUUACCAACAAGUUUCCCAUUUGUCUAUGCUCAGCCCUACAAUCCUACAAGGCUCUUGAUGUACCAGUCAAGUGCUCUUUCUGAGCCUCAACAUAUCACCUUUAAUUGAACUAAUUUAUUGUAAUUUAUAGUGAAAUGUGUUAAGUGUAUAUAUUAAAUGUCGGGACAGCCUCCAUACAUUGUAUCUUAUAGAUGUUCAGGAUAAUCUGUACUGCACCAGCCAAAAAAUUACAUUCAUUAUGUGAAGCAAAAAAUAACUCUGCAAAUGUUUUCAUAGCAUAUUUUAAAUAUGCAUCCUGUGUAUUGGCCUUUGUUGAUAGCACAGAGCCUUUUGUAAAUAAACUCCAAGGGUAUGUCAAGAAAAAUACAAGAAUGUUAUAUUUAAUUUAAGUACUCUCUAAACGCAUACAAAGUACAUAUUUACAGA